Messenger RNA from Sinocyclocheilus anshuiensis, 3707 nucleotides. Its product is annotated as mis18-binding protein 1-like. The record is from RefSeq and is a predicted model, not a curated record. Bases 115 to 3243 code for a protein of 1042 amino acids. The transcript has 16 exons. Gene Ontology annotation, cellular component: chromosome, centromeric region. NCBI's taxonomy places the organism in Eukaryota, Metazoa, Chordata, Actinopteri, Cypriniformes, Cyprinidae.
UUUUUUGUUAGCCGCGCUUUAUCCGGGAAAAUUCAAACGAGUUUAUAUGGAUUUCGAGGAGAACAUGGACCACUGUGGGGCUGAAAACAUUUAGUCUGACUCCUCUAAUACAACAUGUAUUAUCCACUGCAAGACUAUUUCAUAGCUCCUGAAGCCCCUAAGCCUGGUGACAUGAUCACACCAGUGAAAACCAUAUCUAAAGUAGCUCACAAUUGGGCAACUGGAUCAGGCAGAAAGAUCUCAAACCGAAAUGUGUUGAUGAACUCCACUGCACAGAAUGCUGAAGAAAAUAUCCCAAAUAUCCCAUGUGAGCUCAGCAGCAUCAAUGCCACGGCGGAGGUCGCCCCUCAAGACAAAGUGGACCUGAUGCUGAAGAGGUGCAGCGAGACGCCGGCAAAGAUUUUUGCAAGAAUGAAGGCAAAAGUUCAGAUACAAAAUUCUGCAGGGCAUGGGGCAGCCUCUGAUCAUGUAAGCAACCAAGAGAUGUGCGACAGUGUCCCCUCGAACCCUGUAACCCAGUACUCUCAAAAGAGUAACGCCAACCAGGAGACAUAUGUGUUAGCCCUCUCACCUCCACAGUCACCGAGAGGAGAUGCACAAGCUGGAGAAAUGGACUUACCACAGGAUGGCCAUUCCAUCAAUCUUCAUAAAGUGCCUGGAAGACAACAUGAAACCUUUAAUACGGAGUCAGAGUCAUUUAUUGAGCCCUAUGUUUUACUUGAGAAAAUACCUGGGGAGAUGUUAUCAGAGAUGAAAGAAAGGCGAAAGCAAAUGCCAGAGAAUCUUUAUAACAGAAACCUACAGCCUCAUGUGCUGUUGAACAAGAUGGUUCCUGAUGAGAUGUUAGCCCAGCUUCAGCGGAAACCCAUCACCUAUGUCACUGGUUCAAAGGACAUCAGAAAUAAAGGUGGUGUUGUAUUUGGUGAGAGGAGCAUUGCAGUAGAAAAGGACAAUGAGGAAGAGCUCCAAAUAGACACGUCCAGUAGUCCUGAGUCUGAUCCGUUUGGUCAGUCGGAGUGCACAGAAGUGGUCCCUGGACUCCCUCAGCCUCCUCAUAAUCUACUGGAUGAUCCUCUACUGCAGCUCUCUCCUCAGGUGUUGAUCCCACGAAAGACAGCAUCUGUGUUUCAGACAAAACAACAAGCUAAACAAGCAGAUGUAACUCUAUAUGAAGAAACCAAUGUGAGGAGGAUUCAUUUAAGAGACUGGGUUUUGAAACUGCUCAACAAAGACCUUGUGGUUGACGGUAUUCGCAUAGAUACUAUGAUACCUUGGCACAGCAGUUUUAUCAUUGAAAGAAUCUCAAGCAAUGUUCUCAAGACUUCAUCUGGCAGAACCUAUGUCCUCAUUGGGAAAAUGGCCAAACAUCCCAAUUCAUCGUUUCCAUCAUGGUUUUUGAAGAAGUUUCUUUUUGGGUUUCCAAAAAUGUGGAAGGAGUACCUGGAUCAGUUUUUGAGUGGUCAUAUGAGACCGCAGAAAAGUCAGAAGGACAACAGCAGUGUGAAACCUCCCAAAGCUAAAAACCAACAGGCCUCUAAAAACUCAACAUCCAGACAUCCUAAAAUUCAGGGCAAUAUAGCAUCUCUCAUUCCCAUCACUCCCACUGACAAAAUUCAGCAGGGCAAUGCAAAAGUUUCCCGCAGUGGCCGACUCAUCAAACCACCAUUGGAAUACUGGAAAGGAGGGAGGAUUGUUAUGGAUUCUGACAUGAAUGUCACUAUCCAUGGGGACUACUCUACCUCAUUGCUGUCCACGCCAAAGAAACCAGUAACUAUGGCAACGUCACAAAUCACAGAGGAACAAUUAUCCAGGCUCAAAACUCUGGGAAGAGGGAGGCGUAAAACAUCUAGCAGUGAAGAUGAGCUGUCAGUGCCAAUAAGGAGGACCAAACAGCGUUCCAAACCCCAAAGAAAAGUCCAAUCUCAGAGCACAACACUGAAUAAACCUUCAAGAGCUCAGAAAGGACCCCUGGUUAUGGCCCGCAGCUCAAGCUCGGGUCAUGCAGUGAAACAAAAAGCUAGUCGACCUCAAAGAGCCUCUCUGAGAAAACAGCAGUCAGGAAGAGAGGAAAAUGCUAUGGGCUCAGAGUCAGAAAUGAUGGAGAACACACAGGUUGAUUCAGUGAAUGGUCAUUUCUCAGCCAGGGAGGGAGCAGUGUCGUACGAAGAACAGGAAUCAGGCUUUGAGAAUGAUCCGAAGACAAAGAGCAACAGCAAUUCCCAAAAGCAAAUUCAGGGUGAACCACAAUCCAUGCCACACGACAACAGUUCCUUACGCCGAAGUGCUCGCAUAAAUUCCAGAGCCCAAUACACUACUGACUCUAACAGCUCAUUUGCAUCUCCAGACCCUCCAAAAAGGCGAAGAGGAAAAGGGUCCACAGACCGUAAACAGCUAACAAAACUUCAUAAAGCUGAGACCUCUGUGGUGCAAGAUUCUACCAGUCAUAAGGAACAAAAUGAACAGGACUCAGUGAGAGGUUCACUUAGACCAAAAAAGGUCUCGCAGAGAAAUUCAGAUGAUGUUUUGGUAGGAGAUUCUGUUGAUUUUCCCACCGAUGAUGAUAAUGACGAAGAGAGAAGGCGACAUGACAAGAAGACCACAUUAUUGUUGAAGAGAUCAAGACAAAGGAAAGCAAAAUCUGAACUUAAAACCAAUGGACACCUUGCGUCCUCAGAGGACAUGCAUUCUGAGCACUCAGAGGAUGAGGAAAGCGUUCAACAUGCUGUUUCAAAUAACAGAAGAUCACAGAAAUCUGAAACAGGAAAAGCAAACACUAGAAGCAAAAAGCCACAUACAGAAAACAGCAAUAAGCAUGAAGAUGAGCUAUUAGAUGGAAAAUGGACGGAAGAAGAGCUACAAAAACUACCUGUAUUCGCUGCAAACGGAGAUGAUGAAGAUUUCAGCCUGCUUCAGAACCCUCAGACACCGAGUUCUAGCAUUUCUACUGCUGCUAAAACCCCUCAGUGUCUGCACAUCAGCCCAGGAAUGCUGGGAUCCAUCAACAAGAAUAACAUGGACAAGUACAUUUUCCAUCUUCAGAAGAACCAGAAGGGACAGAAACGAGGCAAAAAGGCAGCACCAAUAGACAAGCUUACACCAACUCCAGUAGUCAAGAAGACUCUAAAGAGAUGUGUUGCUGAAGAUGAUGACUUUGUGGUGUGGAAUAUGCUGUCAGAUAAAGAUAUCCCAUCCAGAGCUGAUGACAGUGAUGAGGAGGAUGAUUAUUUUAUGGAAUACUGCUGAGUUUCACUAUCAUAGUUUAGCAUGUGUAAAAUGUAUCUUAAGUCAGUUGGUUUCAGUGCUGUUAAUCACAUUGUUUUACAGUAUUUUAGCUUCUGCUUUUCCAGUUGUUUUUAAGUACGUUUUGGUAUGUCAGACACCAGUGCUCAUGAAAUGUUUGCUAGCUUUAGCUUACAAAACGUCUCAAAUGAAGAUUUUCAAUUUGCCUUGUUGAGCCAGUUCUUCUACAAUGCAGUGCUUAUCAGUGGGUUGUAUAUAUAUAUUUUUUUUUUAUUUGGAGGUCAUAAUCUGCGGAUGUUAUACCAUAAAAUUCUAAUGAAAGCAUAAACAACUCAAUAUAAAGAAAGGCAAAAGAAAAAUUCUAAUUAAUCAGAUGUGAAAGAAGUUUGAAAAGGCAACAUUUUAGAUUCUUUUAUUUGAUUAUAUUGUAAAUAAAUAUAUAAGCAAAAACAAUGUUUGAGCAAAUA